AUGAAGACGGCGAUGAAGACAAAGUCGUUUGGGAUAGAUGCCCUCUUAGCCAAAGAUGAUGUCACUAAGUCGGGGGAACAAGAAUCUACAGGUUGUCCCCUUUCUCCGGCAGGUAUAUCUAGUCCUUCAGGUAUGUACGGCGUGGCCCCCGUGUACGGCAGGACAGGUGACACUCCGAGUGCUGCCUUCCAAUCAGCAGGCCCACAGUUCGCUACCAGAUCCUACGGUGUGGCUCCAUUAGUCUUACCUUUGGCAGGUACAACCAACCCGGGCCAUUUUUUCUUACCUUUGCUGCCGUCCCAUCCUUUGGGUGGGAUACACCCGCCUCUGGACAUUCACGCUGACAAUUCGGGUGUGUCCCAAGACUCUCCCUGCACGGGCCGUCCACUUCUUGAUCAACUAAAGAACCAUCAACCAUUUAGCCUCCAAUGGUUAUUAAGAUCGGGAUUGGCCUAUCCACCGCCUCUAGAUUUAGCAGCCCAUCAACGACCAUUUGCCAUGGGUAAAAGUCGAAGACCAAGAACCGCUUUCACAAGCCAGCAACUUUUGGAAUUGGAAAACCAAUUUAGGUUAAACAGAUAUCUUUCUAGACCUAAAAGAUUCGAAGUAGCAACAAAUUUGAUGUUAACCGAAACACAGGUAAAAAUUUGGUUCCAAAAUAGAAGAAUGAAAUGGAAAAGAAGUAAAAAAUCUCAACAGGAAUCUAAAAGCAAUAAUGAAAAGUCGGAUAAGAGAAAUCUGGAUCGAAAUAAAUUAGAACACGAUUCUCCUUCGUCUAGUGAUCAACUUCGAAAUAACGGAGAUUCCAAUCAAAAUGAAGGGGAUGAUAAAAAAUAUCAAGAUGAUGAAAAUACUAGGAAUUCUAUUGAAAGAAAUGACUCCUACAGAUCUGUAGAUUACGAUGGUUCUUCGAGAGGAAGCACAGAAGAAAUAUGCAAUGAGUAUCAUCAAAGACAGCUCGACGUAACAAAUUUCAUUAAAUCCCGAGGAAAUAGCACUUCUGCCAUCGAACUACCAAGGCAUCAUUUAGGUGAGACCUCGCAACGAUCGGAUGGCAAAGAUCAAAUUGAUUGGACACUUAGAAACCCUCGACCUUUUAUGAAUUUCAGGGAAGGGUCGUCAUCCGUCAUUCAGACGGAUACAAAAGACGAAUUAGAGGUAAAUAAAGAGGUGCAGGAAUUAGAUGCGGCUACUUUGAAACGUCAAAGACCUUAUAACCAAGAAAGACAAAUCGAUAAUUUUCAUCUUGCUAGGGUUGGUACGUCGGGAGUACAUUAUUUAAAUUCUCAAAUACUUGGCACCACGGAAACUGGCCACCAUCAGAUUUCGGACCUGUCGGGUAAAUUUUUUUCCGGAUCGUGGAGUCAGAGACCAUUAAUACACACUCAGUCGAAUGUGGUCAGGUCAUCCGAAGAGAGAUGAAUGGUUUUUCGCGUGUGCAUAGUAGAGAACUGAUUAUAGUGUGAUCAGGCGUGUUCGUGAUUAUUCUAGUUGAACAUUCUUAGAAAUUAUAAAAAAAAAGUACUCAUCAUCAUUUGGUUCAUAUUUGAAAACAAAAUAAACAGCCAGAACUAUUAUAGAGAAAUAGGAUGAGUGAUUCUGUAUUUAUUUCGUGAUUAUAAUUUUGGACAUGAGAUUUCUGUAUG
This is a messenger RNA of Centruroides sculpturatus (bark scorpion), 1646 nucleotides long. RefSeq names its product homeobox protein Hox-A2-like. Gene Ontology annotation, biological process: regulation of DNA-templated transcription; central nervous system development; spinal cord motor neuron cell fate specification. The coding region runs from base 1 to 1422 and encodes 473 amino acids. The record is from RefSeq and is a predicted model, not a curated record. The transcript is spliced from 3 exons. Gene Ontology annotation, molecular function: sequence-specific double-stranded DNA binding; DNA-binding transcription factor activity, RNA polymerase II-specific. Gene Ontology annotation, cellular component: nucleus. NCBI's taxonomy places the organism in Eukaryota, Metazoa, Arthropoda, Arachnida, Scorpiones, Buthidae.